This is a messenger RNA of Lethenteron reissneri (Far Eastern brook lamprey), 4548 nucleotides long. RefSeq names its product galanin receptor 1 (gene GALR1). Gene Ontology annotation, cellular component: plasma membrane. Gene Ontology annotation, molecular function: G protein-coupled receptor activity. NCBI's taxonomy places the organism in Eukaryota, Metazoa, Chordata, Hyperoartia, Petromyzontiformes, Petromyzontidae. Gene Ontology annotation, biological process: G protein-coupled receptor signaling pathway. The record is from RefSeq and is a predicted model, not a curated record.
CGGCACGAGAUAUUCCGAUGCGCUCUUUUUUUCUUCCUUCUUCGCAACUUGUCCGGCGGAGCGCCGCGUCGCCGCCUCGGCUCCCGCAGGGCUUCUCGGAACGCGCGCCGGCGCUCGUAGCGAGAAAAUCCUCGCUUCAUCUCAGCGCACAGGUGUCAGACAGGGGCUGCCGUGAACACAGAGAGAGAGGGUAGAGCGAAGAGGAGGGGAGAGGAAAGGAAGAGAGGUCUCGCUUUUGCGCGCUUUCGCGUGACGCACUCCCGUCCGCUCGUCUCUGCUCUCCGCUGCAUCGAUCAGUAGCGGUGGCGACUUGAGAGUGGGCGAGUCUCGAUCUCUCGCACGUGUCCGUAGAGCAGCGGCGGCGGCAGCAACAGCUGCUGCUCAAAGGGCGACGCGACCGCGUGUUACCCACCGUGAGUGAGCAAGCAGCCCGCGAGCACACGCGUGAACACCGCUUGACCCCCCUCACAGCAAAUCGGAGUAGAUGCUUCAUCAUCCGGCGUGGAGAAUUCUCCCUCGCGCUCUCCUCGAGAGAAUGCGCUGAGCGCACGAGCGAAAAUGCUUCUUUUUUUUAAGACCGGCGCGUGAUUGCGGAGCGGGAUUCAUCGACGGUUGCGCGCAGAUAUAGGACGCACAGUGGCGUCGUUCAUUCCCUGUCCCCUCUCCUCUUCGACCUCUUGCACUCCUCGCUGCUCUCUCUCUCUCUCAUUUGCGUUCGUUCGCUGGAACGAUGGAGAACGCGCGAGUAAAUUUCACCAACUCAAGCGCGGACGGGUUUGGCAACGUCACUUGGUCGCUCGGGCCGGGGCAUCACCACCACCAGGAGAAGCAGCAGGAAAGCGGCGACGAAGAAGGAAUGGACCUGACCCAAAUCAUCGUGCCGGCGGUCUUCGGCGUCAUCUUUCUGCUGGGCGUGCUGGGCAACACCCUAGUGCUGGUGGUGCUGCUGUGCCGCAAGUCGCGGCGGGUGCAGCGCAACACGACCAACACGUUCAUCCUCAACCUGAGCGUGGCCGACCUCACCUUCCUGAUGGUGUGCGUGCCCUUCCAGUCGACAAUCUACGUCCUGCCCACGUGGGUGUUCGGCGCCUUCCUCUGCAAGGCCGUGCACUACUUCGUCACCGUGUUCAUGCUCGUGAGCAUCUUCACGCUGGCCGCGAUGUCGGUAGAACGCUACAUCGCCGUGGUCCACUCGCACCGCUCGCCCGUGCUGCGCACCACGCGGAACGCGCUCGCCGGCGUGGCCGUGAUUUGGGCGCUGUCCGUGGUAGCCGCGAUCCCCUGCGCCCAAAACCGGAUGCUGGUUGACGGAGUGAACUACUCGCACCCGGGCCAGUUCUUCUGCUGGGAGGCGGAGGCAUCCAAGAGGCGAGCCUACAUCACGGCAAUCUUCAUCUUCGGCUACCUGCUGCCUCUGCUGCUCAUCUCCUGCUGCUACGUCAGCGUGCUGACACACCUGCAGAGAAAGGUGCGCAACAUAUCCAAGAAGUCACAGCGCUCGAAGAAAAAGACGGCGCAGACGGUGCUGGUGGUGGUGGCCGUCUUCUGCAUAUCGUGGCUGCCUCACCACGUCAUUCACAUCGAGGAGACAAAUAUGAGCGGCGACACUUUCGAACGCACGCAAGCGUGGCGAAGCGUGGAGAACACACAUCGCAACACCCUCUCGAUAAACUUGUCGCUGUUGACCCGUAGCCUGCGAAGCCACCGCACGUAGCGGCCGUCAGCACACCGGUGACACUUCGUCAGCGUCGUUUGGAUAGUGGCCCCGGCCGCGCGUUAUUGGAGGUGGCGUGCGAUGGCUCCAGUUCAGGUGGGCAUGGAAGCUCCACCGCAGGCUUUCCAGGCCGAGAGAUGUGUGCAGCCAUCCAAGUCCGGUGACAAGCCCAGCACCCACUGGUGCAUGAGACAUCACCUCUGCUUUAAUAUGACUCCACUUGAUUAGUGGAUCACUUGCUCAUGUCACCUGUAAUUACAGCACCCAAGGAGGAGCUCACUGGCUCACUGAACUGGAGCUAUGGCACGCCGCUGGCUAUCAAUCAAUCAAGUGAGACAUGAGAUGUAUUUUGUAAUCAAAACUGCAGAAUUGUCAACGGACCGUGUGCGAGUCAUUCGACCGCGCUUGCUGCUCAUCAAAAUCUAUGGGCCAGAUUCACAUUUUGACUGAUGAAAUGUAUGGCGGGACCCCGGGGUCCCGAAUAAACGGAAGUCAAAAUCGUAAUUCAUUCAUCUAUUUUUGGCGACUCCAUCCCACCGCGCACAUCAACGCCGCGACCCGCCUGGCGCGGAUCAUUCUGUGGUCAUGUCAUGUCCAAGCGCAGCGGCGAGGACGAAUGCGCAGAAGAGCUGAACAAGAGAAUGCACUCCAUGCUCGGGUAUGGGCAGGAUCAUGUCUUAUCCAAGCUGCUCAAACUGCCUACACGACCUAGGUCCUUUAUUUGUCAUAACGGGACACAUAAUACAGUGAAACUGCUCUCUUAUCUACAUUAUUAUGUGACCUACCAAUGUCUGCAGCCAGGAUCAAUCGAUGACAAAUCUAUUACCUGCAGACAUUUAGCAGAUGAGAUGCGUUGCACCGUUAGUUCCUCCUGUUUGAUACUUCUCUUGUCCGUAUGCAUCUGUGCAGAUAGGUUUUUUUUGCGGUUAAGCCAUAGUCCCCACCUACCGCUUGUAUGUUGAUAAGAGCAGCGGCGACUCACUACUCUGUAGAGUAACAUUGGUAUAAACGCUUGUUACAAUAUGAACAGCGCAUUGAAAACGCGUACUAUUGUAUGUACUGUUUACAAAGUGUGUUCACAAAUCCACACUGAGAAACACCAUGAUUGACAGAGGGGUGUCAAUAAUUGUUUCGAUAGUGUAUUUAAAUAGAAGUACUGCAGGUAAGUAGUUUUCAGUUUUAAAGGCAUAGUUUAACAAGACAACACUUGCCACCAUCAUUCAAACCCAUUGGUGAAAAAGAGCAAAGUUUUUGUUUACAUUAUAAAAACCGUACCAAAAUCUGCUCUGACAGUAAUGGAGCAAAUCGCCCAGACGAUGUGCUUGGCCGUUUUGUCAAGAUGUGAAUCUCGUCCCAUAACGUAUCAGACCGUCGGUGAUUCUAGGACAAGUGUUUGCGUGCACGCAAAGAUGACGAUGAGGCUUGAGAUAUUGUAAGACGAUGUCUUGAAAGGUGCUGGUUUGCACCCGGUAAUUCACCACUGUGAUUCGUAUAAAAUCACAUGUUGUACAUGAAAAACGUUCGAAGCUUCAAAUACCGUGUUAUAUAUUCUGUAUUAUGAUCUGCUUCAAGCUUUGGAAUGCUAACGCAUAAGAAAAAAAAAACCAACAUGUAUUUGUCUUGUCCUGUUAACUGUGAGUAUUAUAUAAACACAAGGUAGCCUACAUGUUGUAGGCCAUGUAUUUUAUAUACUGUGUAGAAUGUGUCAGAUAAUUGUAACUUGCCAACCUUGAUGGUAAGAGAUUGUACCAUUGUCAGCUUAACAUUUAAGUGGUCCUGCAAGUCUUGAUGCUCAUUGUGACUUACAUAGUACAGUGCAACGUAGGGUCUGCAUUUGUCAGUAAAUGCUGUGCGCAGUGUUAGACGUAUGAACAUGUGUCACAAAGCAACAUAUCCAAAGGAAGACAUUUAAUAAUGAGUGAGUGACCUUUACGAAUUCUAUUCUGUAUAUCGGUUAAAGGUGACAUGUAUUGAUAAUACAGUAUUUAUUCACAAAUAGGAAUGCAUACGUACAGGGGGUAACAAACAAAAAAUGCAUUAAGUGUGUAUGCAGGGUGAGGGUUAAAUAUCUGGGCAUGUGCAAAACAAUGGUACGCCUUUACCUUGGUACCACCUGCUACCGAUAAUGGCAUUAGUACUGUUAUCCUGAACAUAUUUAGUAGCUUAACAAUAUACGCUUUCUACGUCAAGCAAAAUAGUCAUUAAAAUAAUACACAUUUUUGGAAACUUACACACAAAUUCUAUACAUAUCGUAUGCUCCUACAUAAUUAUAUACAACAUAAUUUACAAUUCCAUAUAAACGCAACCGCAUCUCCAGAACUUACAGGAAAGACAAAGCGUAACAUAUAAAAUAAAAAUAUGUACAUGAACAUGAAAACUUGAACAAGGGCUGAGUUUCCUCAACUACACAGAGUUUAGAUGGAAGAGAAUUCCAGACUCAGCUGCCGAGAAGGAGCUACCUCGUAAAAGCGCACGUUGCAAAAUAACCAACUAUUAAGCUGCUAAAGUGUAUACUCGGGAAAAGAGUACUAAUGUCCCAAUUUCAGAAGUGGCAAUGGCAGAUGAAGAACACCAAUUUACGGGAUUGUCCUAAACUACUGGCUUAGACGUUUGACCUAAUUGAAUGGGCCAUUAGUCUUGUGCCUUGUUAUGGUUAAUCGGCCAGAGUAGUAAGGCCACUGUGCAUCCCACCAGUUAUUGUAUAUACAGAAGUUCACACUGCGCCUGUCUACACGAAACAGUAUUGUGUUUAUGUGUUACGUUCUCGGGAUACAUUAGUGAUUCGUGGUAUAUUAAGGUUCUGUAAACAGUCCAUUAAGAAAUAAAAUUGAUGU